Mus musculus (house mouse) is the source of this 3693-nucleotide messenger RNA. It is a transcript of the gene Golm1, whose product is annotated as golgi membrane protein 1. The record is from RefSeq and is marked validated. Gene Ontology annotation, cellular component: Golgi apparatus. NCBI's taxonomy places the organism in Eukaryota, Metazoa, Chordata, Mammalia, Rodentia, Muridae. The transcript is spliced from 11 exons. Bases 216 to 1397 code for a protein of 393 amino acids.
AGACGUCCUCGGCAGAGACCGCGCGGACGAGCGGACGGAGCGCCUCGCUGCCCCGCAGGAACAUUCGUUCUUCAGGAGCGGGAGUGGAGUGACGUGCACACCAGUUUGCUGAGCCGCUUAGCGCAGUGCAAUGGCUGAGCGUGUAUGAAUGGCCAUCUCUUGGGUCGCUUGGACAGUUAGUUGUAUUUCCGAAGGUUCUCGGCCCUGGUUCUAAGAUGAUGGGAUUGGGGAAUGGGCGUCGCAGCAUGAAGUCUCCGCCCCUUAUCCUGGCUGCCCUGGUGGCCUGUGUUAUUGUGCUAGGCUUCAACUACUGGAUUGCUAGCUCGAGAAGCGUGGAACUCCAGACGCGCAUUGUAGAGCUGGAAGGCCGGGUCCGCAGGGCGGCUGCAGAGAGAGGUGCUGUAGAGCUCAAGAAGAAUGAGUUCCAGGGCGAGCUGCAGAAGCAGAGAGAGCAACUUGACAGGAUCCAGUCUAGCCACAGCUUCCAGCUGGAGAAUGUCAACAAGCUACACCAGGAUGAGAAGGCGGUUUUAGUGAAUAACAUCACCACAGGCGAGAAGCUCAUUCGAGACCUGCAAGACCAGUUGAAGGCACUGCAGAGGAGUUACAGCAGCCUGCAGCAGGAUAUCUUCCAAUUCCAGAAGAACCAGACCAGCCUGGAGAAGAAGUUCUCCUAUGACCUGAACCAGUGUAUCAGCCAGAUGACCGAGGUGAAGGAACAGUGUGACGAGCGGAUAGAGGAGGUCAUCAGAAAGCGAAACGAAGCACCGGGUUCCAGAGACCUGGCUGAAACCAACAACCAACAUCAGCAGGCCCUCAAGCCUCAGCCCAAGCUUCAGGAAGAAGUCCCAUCAGAGGAACAGAUGCCACAAGAGAAAGGGGAUGUGCCCAGAAACAAGUCCCAGAUUCCAGCCCCCAAUUCAGAGAGCUUGGGUUUGAAGCCACAGGUGCAGAAUGAGGAAACCAAUGAGAUUCAGGCUGUCGGUGAGGAGCACCAACAGGCAUCCAUCCAAGGGCAGGCGGUGGCGGAUGGCACUCGGGUAGGAGCUGAGAAACUCGAUCAGCACACACAGCUACCAGCUGGCCUGUUGGCCAGGCCUGAGGAGGACUCUCAGUACCCUGAGCGGGAGCAGCUUGUCAUCCGGGAUAGGCAGGAGCAGCAGCGUGCAUCAGAGGAAGGGGGAGGCCAGAAGAACCCAGGAGAUGAAUACGACAUGGAUGAAAACGAAGCAGAAUCUGAGAGGGAGAAGCAGGCAGCCCUUGCAGGGAAUGACAGAAAUAUAAAUGUUCUUAAUGCUGACGCUCAGAAGAGAGGCAUAAUAAAUGUGCCCGUCGGGAGUGAAAGGCAGAGCCACAUUCUAAAUCAAGUAGGCAUUCAUAUUCCUCAACAAGCCUGAAGAGAUCCUACGGGGGUUCACUGUGACUCAACUGUGAAAUGGACAGCGAAAUGAACGUCGGCCCAUUAUUGUGGGGUUUAAUCAGUACAUUUUGCAAAGAAAAAAAAAUGGGACCAUCUCAGACAGUUUGGGGGUACUUUUAAAGUGUCUACAAGAGAUGUCAAAAUUGAUCAAGCUUUGAUUAACAGGUAUUUCUUAAGCAGGUCAACACCAAAAAGAGAAAUGAGGCUGUCCUGUCUAGGCAGCAGCACCUCCUCACCCUGCAGUGUAAGACAGAGUAGACUGAGGGCAGCUGCUGGCCACAGCGGCUCCCUCCUUGUGCUGCCGCUUGCCAGUUUCUGUCCACAGAUAUUAAGUAGCUCAUCACUCCUGCACACACUUGAUUCCACCAUCAAUGGCCUAGAGCUCUUACCGUCAGCAUAAACACCACUAGUCAGUUCUAUACAAAAGCUGUUCUGUGCAAAAACUGCAUUAAUUAAAAGACAGCCACCAUAUCUGGCUUACUUCAGGAUUCGGAAGGCUGAGGCAGGAGAUUGCUGCAAGUUCUGAGCCAGCCUAAAGCAACAUAGUGAGUGCCAAGCUAAGAUGAGCAAGAAUGAAAGCCCCUGUCUCAAAUAUCAGUGAGAGUUGUUACUUUAAAAAAGACUGGUUUAAAUAACCUUCAUUAUUCUUUUGAUGUACAGAACACUAUGAAGUUACUGACAAUGCGAGCACCUAUGGUCUGUGUUUGUUUGAUUGGGCAGAGUUUCUAGUAAGUCACUCAUCUCACUAAGAAAGGCAGUGCCUGCACUGCGCUCUGGACAAAGGCUGCAUGGGCAGAGGUGUCCAAGAGGAAGGGUUGGCUGCUGGAGGAUACUCAGGUUUCAAGCUGGAUUCCUACGAAGGCAAGAGCAACACGAGCUGUUUUUCCCAAGUUUAUAUACUGUUUGAAAAACACACAAGGUGAAUGUUAGUUUUGAAAGAUUUGUAGUUCAUUGAUGGUAAUGCAUCGUAAGUCUUGAUUCCGAUCAGCAGCUUCUGAUUGCAGACUGACUGCAGUCACACUGACGACUCGUUCCAGAAACGAUCUCUCUGAAGAGUGGCUGAUCUGACUCUGAAGUGCUGGCUAAAUAGGAAGCAGCAGCACUAGAGGCACAGGGGCUGAAGAUCCCUGCAGUGAAGUGGAUGCCGGGUGGUCCAGCUGUCUGUGCCUCUUUAAAGCACACAUUUAAACCCCUAUGGCAGACGUGGGUUGUUUCUCACUGCAGAACUACCCAGUUCUACCCCAUGUUUAGAUGAGUACUGUUUAAUGUCACAAGCCAUUUUCCUUUACACUUUAACUUGCCAGAGCCUCAGAUGGACUGUUCUUACACCUUUUCUGCUCCUAGGUCCCAAACUCAAGGGGACUUUGUAUUUCUAGUGCUUGUUUUCUACCUUAAUCUGGUUUGGGUUUAAAGUGUAGAUAUUGCUGACAGGCUGUGCUGAUUUCCUUUUUAACAAGUACAAUAGGUAAGGGCCACAUUCUACCCUUUGGGUUCUAAGAUUCCAGGGUACCAAUAGCCAUGCAUGACAGCUGAGCCAUACCACCUCCGUACUGACCAGGAAGUAACCAACAUCCUGUCUUCGCUAGCAUCUUGAUCAAGUCCAGUCAGGCAUGCUUCAGUGUUUCUAGGAAAUGGAAGGUGCCACAGGGUUGGGCUGGCAUAGCUCCGUGAGAACUUCUACCUAGCCAGUAUGUGUGAGUCCCUGGGUCGCAUCCUCAGCACCAACGAACACUGUCACAUUAGAGUUAGGCCACUGAAAUCUUAGAGUCAUUUUUGCUGUAAGCCAAAUGAACUAGCAAUAGUCAGGCCAAACCACAAAGCCAGAUUGAAUUUCAGGGUGGCUCACUCUGCUAAAAGCACUGCCCCUUCAGAGUACAAAUGGGAAACCCCACGGGCUUAGACAGUUGUCACAGCACACCAGUGACAAGACCAGCAGAGGAAUGAGCAGCAAAUCAAGGAUGGGGUCUCUUGCUGGUGGCCAAGAACAAAACCUACACCUCAGGGCACUUGGGACUUCAGCUGGAACAAAGGGAUGCACCACUUUCCAACAAGACCUGAAACUCAGCGGCCUACAAACUCCUACCUGAUACCAGCAGCAGACACUGCAGUGUGAUGUGGUUUUCCUUCAACUGCAUGACUAAAGACCCUUAGAAAUCUGUGUCACAACACAGUCACAAUCCUCAUGUACUUUAGCGAUCCUCUUACCUCAAAAUCAAUUUGUAAUUUGACCAGAAUCUUAAAUCCUUAAUAAAUCUUGUGUUUUGAAACUUCAA